CUUUUUUUUAGGCUAAAAAAUGCGCUCAGUUUUUUGCGCCAUCUAUCUCACACUCAGUUUUCUAACCUAAUUGUCUAACCUAAUCGUCUCAAUCAUCGGAUUCUUCUCAUCUCCUCCAUCUCAUCUCCUCUCAUCUCACUCUCAGUUUUCUGGCCUAACCUAAUCGUCUCAAUUUCUGUCUCACUCUCAAUUUUCAUUGCUCCAAUUUAUUAUCUCAACUCAGUCUCUGCUUCUGAGAACGAACAAGACGCUUUUGCAAUUUCAAUUGGCUCGGAAGAAAGAGGCAAAACUGAAAAGGUCAUUCGUUCUACCCAUUCCUCUAUAAGGUCUUCUUUGGUUGCUGGAAUUUAAAAAGAAAGAAAGCAAAUUUGGAUUAUCUGAAUUUUGGGUGUGGGAAGUUACAAAUGAAUCGCUUUUUGCAUCUCUGAUUGUAGCUCAGUUAAACGCGGCGGGAUCUCGGCUAAAAUGCAGCCAGCUAAAGCAAAAAACAGAGCAGAAUCAAAUUUAAGGCCUGGAAAGAUCAAGUACAUAAAACAAGGUUUAUUAGGUAAAGCGAGUGGUCAAGGGUUAAGACAAAUGAUUUCUGAAGAUGGAAGUAGGCCAAUUAAUUCAUUGAAAAGUGCUACAAGUACUCCAAUUACACAAUUUGGCAUUGAGCAGGGGAUAACUGAGGGUGAAAAACAAAGGAAAGUGGAACUAGAGCGCAAGGCAAAAUUAGAUGAAAUUGCUCAAAAACAAAGGCAAAGAGAGAUAGAAAAAGAAGAGAAAAGGAGAAUAUAUUGUGCAUCUUCUAGGCCUUCAUAUCCUUCGGCUGUGUCCUAUCCGGAGCUAGGAACAUCUUCUGUUGCUGCUGCCGCUGGAAAAUACGUGCCUAUAUACAAUCGGGACAAAGAAGGCCCAAGAAAUGGGGGCUCUAGGGAGCCUCCUUCAGAUUGGGGUGCUAGGCAAACACCUGCAAUAGAUGGAGACCCUUGGCAGCCUCCUCCUAACUCUGACCGAUGGGCUAGUAGCACAAGGACUGAAGUUCCAAACCCACCUAGUGAUAGGCGACGCGAUGGCAGCUCAAAGUCCACUUGUUCAUCUUCUAAAGAAGGUGCUUUACAAAAAGGGUCUUCCAUAAGAAAUGCUUAUACUAUGGGUUCUAAUAGUUCAACUGACCUACCAAGUGACACUCCUUUGCCUCAACCGUCUGAGCUAGUGCAAGAUAAUACAACAAAUUCAGGAGGUAAAAAUAAAAAGAAAAAAGGGCGAGGAAGGAAUAUGAUAAAAGAAGUCGCUGGCUUGAAAAGGGGGGAGAAGUUGAAUGUGACAUUUUACAACAAUCGUGCAGUUGGACAGAAUCAUAAAUGCUUUACGAGACAUUUGGGGAAAAUUAUUCGUGAUCGUCAAAUUUGUCCUUUAAAUGUGAGAUCAUGGAAGGAAAUUCCCGAAGAAAGAAAGAACCAUAUGUGGGAUUCGGUCACGGAAAAGUUUGAAGCUGAUGACCUAUUAGAUCAUCGAGAUGAUGUCCUCCACCAUAUGAGAGAGCUAUGGAAUAAAUGGAGGGGAAAGAUGCAUAUCAAAAAUGUAAAGAACAUGUCAGAACAAGAAGCAUUGAACUGUGUGCCUAAUGGAGUACAUAAAGACGAUUGGGAAUGGUUGGUGAAGAACUAUUACUCUGAUAAAAAAUAUAAGGAAGUAAGCAUCCGCAAUUCACACCGUAGAUCCAAGUUAACAAUGCCACAUCGUACGGGAAGCAAGCCUGUGAGAGAGAUCAUUUAUGAAAUGGGAGGUAAAGAAGGUAACCCACCAGACGUGGCUGUUGUAUUUCAUGCAAGUCAUAGUAAGAACGGCAAGCUUAUUGAACUUGAAACAAUUGAAAAAUAUGAUGAAAUUCAAGAAGUUAUUCGCUCAGAACCAUCUCUUUCACGUAUUGAAUUAGUUGAUAAAUGUUUCAAAACUCAGAAUCAUGGCCAUGUGGUUUGUUUUGGUGGUGGAGUAAAGCGAAAAGACUUGGAUGGUUCAUCUUCUAGAAAAGCAGAACUUGUAGAAGAAAAUCGCUCAAUGAAAGUUCGCUUAAGUUCAUUAGAAGAAGAAUUUCAAAAGCUAAAGGAAAUGUUUUUAUCUCAACAAAGUACCAACUUUCAGCCUCCAUGUUCUUCACCCCCGGCUGAAGACCUUAUGUAUUAAAUCAUAUUGCAGGUGGGUCUACGAACAACACCGUACGAAAAUCGUGCAUCAAAAAUUAUUUUUGAAUCAGGCACAUUCUUUUUGGAUAGACUAGAAUUAUUUCUGUUUUGAAAAUAUUUAGGCAUUUUAUAUUUUUGGAUUAUUGGAGGUAAAACUAUUUUGUGGUUUGUAGUUCCUAAAAAUUGUGUUUUUAGAUGUCUAAUAUUU
Messenger RNA from Mercurialis annua (annual mercury), 2376 nucleotides. RefSeq lists its product as uncharacterized. Bases 466 to 2169 code for a protein of 567 amino acids. The transcript is spliced from 12 exons. The record is from RefSeq and is a predicted model, not a curated record. Lineage: Eukaryota; Viridiplantae; Streptophyta; Magnoliopsida; Malpighiales; Euphorbiaceae.